This is a messenger RNA of Haplochromis burtoni (Burton's mouthbrooder), 2648 nucleotides long. RefSeq names its product prostaglandin D2 receptor 2. Bases 1153 to 2238 code for a protein of 361 amino acids. NCBI's taxonomy places the organism in Eukaryota, Metazoa, Chordata, Actinopteri, Cichliformes, Cichlidae. Gene Ontology annotation, biological process: positive regulation of cytosolic calcium ion concentration; inflammatory response; phospholipase C-activating G protein-coupled receptor signaling pathway. Gene Ontology annotation, cellular component: plasma membrane. The record is from RefSeq and is a predicted model, not a curated record. The transcript is spliced from 2 exons. Gene Ontology annotation, molecular function: complement receptor activity; G protein-coupled receptor activity.
GGCUGACCAGAAUGACAAACAAAAGAAAGAGAAGAAAAGAAAAGAAUAGAAAAGGCAGCAAUAAGAGCAGCCAGUUUGGCAAAGACAAACAGAAACGCUGUUGACAGAACCAUAAUUAACAUGACUAUUUACAUCACUGUUUACAAGUUUAUACCAAUGUGGUUUCUUAAAAUAGGACUUUAUGGCAAGCCUGGAAGUUUCCCACACAAAUGUACAUGUGUGUGUAGUGUAUCUGUAUGCAACUGCUGACAUUUCUUCUUUUCUUGUUUUUAUGAUAUUAUUGUAGAGUAUCUACCUUAAAAUGUAAAGUGCUUUGAGGUGACUGGUGUUGAAUUAAACUCACUUGAAUUGAAAUGGAUUGAAUUAUAGUUUAUAUCACCAGAUGCCCUGGUUACAAGUGUUUGGCCUAAUUCAUACUUUAAAUCCAGAGUUUUUGUGCAGCUAUUUUCCUGCCCUCAUAAUUUGAGCCCUUUUUUUCUCCACGUUGACAUAUGCACUGUUGCGUCUUGUGAGUUUACAUAAAUGUAUGACGACUGCCGCAGUGUGUAACAGUCUUCUGUAUGAGUGAGAGUAGCUGUGCCCUGUAAACUCUAAUGAUGUGGAUUCUGCUUUUUUAGCCUGUAAUUUCACUCUUUUGCGACUGAGUGUGUUUAUCUCUUUUUCCCUCCUUUCAUCACUGUGUUCUCCAGUCAGACAGGCUUUAUCGCAGGUGGGUAUCAAAUGUAAUAGUGCAUUAUAGACCAAAUAUGGUGCGUGUGAACUGUUGUCUGUUUUAUCUUCUGGACUCUGAUAGGGACUAAAUGCCUUCAUUGUUUUUGUUUGUCCCUGUUGUUGUACCUCGUUCCCUACUAGUCUCCACUUGCCCCAUUACUAUGGGCAGAAACUCCUCUUGGUCCUUUGUCAGAGCAUCUGUGAUUCUCCCCUAAUGUACUCUCAGUUUUCCCCGGAUUUCUCUGAUUCCUGAUGCCUGGAUUACGAAGCUAACUUCAGGAUAAACACUGGGUUUGCUGAACUACAGAAGUGAUUCACUUCUUAAAGGAACAUAUCACCAUGGUAACUUGUGCCGUGAAGCAGAUUAGAUAUCAACAGCUGUGAAGCACGUCAUCUGAACUGCAACCACCCGACACGACGACAAGAAAUCUGUCAUCCAAGAUGACUGAAAAUAGCAACCAUAAUGUAUCCAGCCACCCUGUAGGGUCCCACUCUUUGAAUGUUUUUACCAUUACCCUCCAUGGCAUUUUCUCUACAAUUGGCAUCGUGGAAAACCUCCUCAUCGUUGCAGUGGUGGGCUUCCAUGUCCGUCGCUCCAUCAUUAGCAUCUGGAUCCUGAACCUCGCAGUCUCUGACCUGCUAGCCACUUCUUCACUGCCCUUCUUCACCCUGUACAUGGCCCGGGGCAAAACCUGGACACUGGGGACAACUUUCUGCCGCAUCCAUUCCUCCAUCUUUUUUCUCAACAUGUUCGUCAGUGGCUUCCUACUGGCGGCCAUUUCUCUGGACCGCUGCUUGGUGGUGCUGAAACCUGUCUGGGCCCAAAACCACAGAAACAUCCAACUAGUUAAGAAGAUAUGUGGGGUAAUCUGGGCCAUGGCUCUGAUCUGCACUAUCCCCUUCUUCCUGUUUCGUGACGUCAUCCCUGUAGAACAUGGCCGGAAUCUCUGUUACUAUGAUUAUGCUCGAUUCCUGCCUGAACCAAAGAAUCAGACAAAUAAUAAACCUAUAAUUAAACAACGGAAAGAAGGACUGGCAAUAAUGAAGCUGUUUUUUGCCUUCUUAAUCCCUUUGGUCAUCAUCAUAGUGAGCUAUGCUGUUGUACACUCCAUAAUAGCAAACAGAUGUAACCGUCGCCCUUUCCGUUUUGUUCGGCUUGUAGUGUCUGUGGUGGUGAGCUUUGUACUCUGCUGGGCACCCUACCACAUAUUCAUCGUCAUGGAAGUGAUGGCUCCAAACUCUCGCUCUGUUCAGAAUUUUAUAAGACAGGCCCUCCCAGUUGCAGCGACGAUUGGCUUCCUCAACAGCGUCCUCAAUCCUGUUCUGUAUGUGUUCAGCUGCCCUGACCUGUGCAAUAAGAUCCGACAUUCUCUCGGUGCAGUGAUGGAGUCUGUUCUGGCUGAGGAUCUUGCAGAGUUCGCCCGGCGCCGCAGCACAGCUCGGAGCUCUAUCGGCAACUCUGAGAUAAUGACGAGAAAGAAGCAUUCCCUUGCAACUCAGGAAGAAAGUAUGAGUACUUCAGUUUAGAAGUAAAACAUACCAUCUCUUCUUUAGUAAGUGCAAAGAAGGUUUUAUUUACCUCAACUGCACAUAAAAAAGUUCCCUGUUGUCUAACACAUAUCACUCAGGCAAUACUUUUUCACAAGAAGCUUACCUGUUUUGCUAUAGCAUUGUAUUCUCCAUCCAUCAAUCAAGUUAUUAGUGCCCCAUCUAGGAUUAAGAAUAUGUUUUAGUAUAAAUUAACAUCAUCGGGAGUUCAUGUUUGGAACAUGUGGAUAGACUAAAAUCCAACCUUAAUCCUGACACUGGAUGGAGCACUUGUGACCUGAUGGAUAUUAUGAGGUUUCUGUUGUUUUCAUAUGCUUCAUAUGCUUCUUUGUUUGUUUUUUUUUGGUUUUUGUUUUGUUUUUUUUGCCUGUCUCGUUUGGCUCUUUUGC